GCCGACGAAGAGCAGACGAAAUAAAAACUUAAAAUUAAACGAUUAAACACUGAAGACUGAACGUCUGAACGUCUGAACUGACUGAAGUCGCUGAAGUGUCGUGAAAUAAAUGUGGGAGAUCCGAGAAGAUUUCUAAUCAAAAUUCUAACAUACGAUAUCCACGGAACAAGAUAUUGAAUCAACAACCCAUCGGACACUUCAGUUUUUUUUUUAAAUAUGUAUAUUUUCACCUUCUCUAGGUCAUGGCAUCUGAACUUCCCGAUGCUCUAGAGAAGCUUGCUUUAAAGGCAGAACGUUCUGAGAGUGAACAGGGAACAUCUCUCAGCAAGUAUUUUGGACAACCUGAUAACACAGAUGAUAUUUUUGACACAAUUGUCAAACCUUCAAGAUCAGUAAAUGAAGAACCUAAGAUAAAUUUUUUUAAAAGCCCAGCAUCAACACCUUCAAAAGAAGAUAAUCACCUGAAUUAUCCGCCAACAUUUGCAUUCAAGAAAGGAGAGCAAGAAUCGGAAGAACCCAAGAUUUUUUCAUACUUUUCUCAGCCUACAACAGCUACUGGCGAGUCAAACAAAAAUGAAGACGCUACAGAGUUCUUUGACCAUAUUUCCCAGCUUGCAUCAAAGUCACGCGAACCUAUUGAGAUCACUACUUCGGGUUUUCAACUCCCUUCGACCGAUUCCAAUCCUUCAAGUGCAUCCCCUCAAACCGCACCCGUUACUGAAAGUGUUAACCUUUCACCUCCCCAAAGUAACGAAGUAAUCGCCCCGUCAGUUCCAGACCCUUCACGUCUGCCUUCUUCAAGUUUGCCAGCUAACAUGGUGAACGUUGCAAAUAUAGUGUCACCAGCAGCAAGCAGACCUUUGUUCAAACCUCCGCAAGGUACGCCCUAUGUUGUUGACGAACCUGUUCUAGCGGUGCAAAGCUGGAGCAAGACACACGAGCGUGCUUCUAGCUGGUGGAUUCCAAAUGAUGCAGUGCGGCUCUGGCUUCAGUCGUCUGGAUCCGUUCUACCGGAAAGUUCACGACCAAGCUGUCCAGGAUUACUCAACAGUGUUGAACUGGCUGAUCCAAUCAAAGAUCUCCUUCGACACUUUGACGGCGAAGCAGCAGCAUCCGAAAGGCAAACGCUGACAGCUGACCUUGUUACUCAAGACAUUCAAGGCAUACGGGAUUUAAUGAAGGUUGGGUGCUACAGGGCUGCGGCUAAUUUGUGCGGUCGACUGUUAACCGUCUGUGGGCAAGGGUAUGGCAAAGCUGGCCAGUUAUCUAAACACACCCCACACACUUUGCAGUUGUGGUUGACAAGAAUUGCUUUGCUGAAAAAAUCCAAUCUAAUUGAAAUGGCCGUCAGCGAACUUUCCGCAUUCGGUGAUCUAGACUCCCCCGAUUUCUAUUACGAAUAUUACCCUGAGCUAAACGAACAGAAAAAGCGCGGAACGAUGGUACCUUUUUCGUUUCGUCUGCUGGCAGCCGAGCUCCCGGCUCAUCAUAAUCGCAUUAACGAGGCGCAUGUGAGACUUUGUCAGUUGCUGUCCACCGUCCGACGAAUCGUCAGAGACAUUGAUCGAUUUGCUGCCUUGGACAUGAUGAACGAAGAUGAACGACGUGAAGCUCUGAAUCUUUGGUCUCGCAGACAAUCUUCUGUCAUUCAGGCUUUAAUCGAUUGCUCGCUUAUGAAGAAGGAUUUUCACAACGCCGUUCAAUUGUUUCAUAAACAAUUGCGUCUACCAGGUCAUCCACCAAGUCCAGCACUCUAUUCAGCAUUAGGUCGAGUUUAUCUGCAAAUAGGUGAUGUUCAACUUGCCCAACAGGCCUUCAAUUCUGCAGCGGAUUUGCGCGACGUUAAUAAUACCGUCGACGCAAUAGCUUCGCUGACCGAUGCAGGAUUAGUGGCCAUUGCUCAGAACGCUUUCGCGGAAGCUCUCGGAUACUUGCAACAAGCCUUGACACUUCAGCCGGACAACCCAGUGCUUGUCAAUAACACUGCAGUAUGUUUGCUCUACGUGGGUCGCAUGCGUGACGCGAUGCUUUUGCUGGAAGAGAACUUGGGGACGAAGCCGGAGACGAUGAUCCGCGACGAGACCGUCUUGAACGUCUGCACACUUUACGAAUUGGAGAGUUCACUGACAGCGCAGCGAAAAUUGGGUAUGCUUCGUUUGGCCUCGCAGUGGAAGAAUGACAACCUGAACGUUGCCUCUUUUAAACUCCAAAUCCAAUAAAUUGAAAAGAAUCAAGUGUGAAGUCUUUUAAAUUUUCCUCUCCUUUCUUCAGACUGAUCACUGAUAUGCAUUUUAAAGCUGGUUUCAUUCAAUGUUUGUUGUGGCUUUUUAUAUAGUGUGCUUUUUAUUCCAAUCAGAUUCCAAUCAGUUUUUAAGUGGUAUUCAGUUUCACCCCUUUUAAAAACACGUAAAAUAUAUAUUUAAUCUUCUUCUA
This is a messenger RNA of Daphnia pulicaria, 2433 nucleotides long. Its product is annotated as trafficking protein particle complex subunit 12-like. The transcript is spliced from 8 exons. Bases 243 to 2219 code for a protein of 658 amino acids. Gene Ontology annotation, cellular component: TRAPP complex; Golgi apparatus. Lineage: Eukaryota; Metazoa; Arthropoda; Branchiopoda; Diplostraca; Daphniidae. The record is from RefSeq and is a predicted model, not a curated record. Gene Ontology annotation, molecular function: protein binding.